CACUGUGUACGCGUCCUCUUGUUUCCAUGGUUCCAACUCUCUAAUGCUGGUGGAUAAUACAAUUGCAGCACCAAAUGGAAGAUGAGAAGAGGCUUGAGCAUGGAAAGAUCUAUGUCAGGUUAAAGAAUGAACCAGGAAAAUCUUCACCAAAACCGGGGGUUUGUCUAAGCCUGUGGGACUCAAUUGAAUCAGACACAGAUAGCUUGGUCCAGGAGAGGGCCUAUCAGUUUGAGCUCCAGAAGCAAAUUGGAGGGUCCGCUGAACAAUCCAUGACACAAUCCCAAGAGGAAGACAAAGAAAAGUUAUGCCUGAAUAGGGAAGAUGGCAAAGAAGAAGAGCAAGAUGAGGGGGAACUUCGUAUCUUCGAUAGUCUCGAUGUAACAGCGCACAGGCAGAGUAAAAAGAAUGACGGGCCGAGUCCCAUCAAAGUCCACCUACAGCACAGAGACAAACAGUUCUCCAGACAGAUCGACUAUGACGACAUCUAUGCAGAAUUACGCUAUGAUCCCAACUGGAGGAUUAAUCAUGAGAGGGCUCGACAGUUUGACAAGAUGACCUCACAACUUCCCCUCUUGGAUGAAUCCCACAGCUCGGAUGAACAAUCUAAGAGACAUGUGGAGAUAAGAAAGGAUCUUUCAGGAAGAGAAGGAUACAGAUACAUCACUGCUCACAGUCCAGAAACCACACAAAGCAAAUUUCAGUCUAAACACCCGCUAAUGUCAUACCACUUACACCCAAAGCAGAAUCAAGCUACCAGAGAGGUUUCACCAGCAUCUUCGUACCCCCUACACCUUCAUCAAAAUAAGGUUGUUGGGGAAAGCAUGUCAGAGUCCACCUGCCAAAGUCCUGGUUUACCAUCUGAAACAACCGUGGAUACAGACUCACACCAGAGAGUCAAAGCCGACAGAGGUGUGAGAAACCAAAACAAUGUCAUUGGUGAUGAAAGCCAAGGUAGCUCUCCUGACCUGGAAGAGCAUUACAGGGAGUCACAUGAAAGAUAUGAUAGAGAGUUUCAGAUUCACCGUAAUCAAGAACAAUAUGGACAGUCUUCUGGGACUGCAACCGAGGAACCAUCGCAGAAUUUAACGCCCUCUAGAUCAAAGGGAUUGCAGCACUUGUCUAACAGAAAGCCAGAAAAGCCAAGAGAGGACAUAAUUGAACGCAACAGAGUGACACUGGGGAUCAGCGCAGCCAAACAGGGCUCGUACCUGAGAGCACAUGCACAACAGAAGGAGUUGAAAACACAUGGUUCAAAUCAGGUUUCUGCUUCUACUGAGGAAAUUAUUGGUAGCCAGGAAGAAGAAAGCCAAGGGGACAAUUUGGCCCCAGAGAUGAGGUUGCACCAAAAAACCCAGCAACUCCAGGUAACCCAAAUCUCCAAAAAAGAAAAGACAGUUAAGCGGAGAGAGAACCCCAAACCCCCCAGUGAGAAGAGACCCCUUGCACAGGUGGGCAAAGCCAGGCCAACAGACAGCUACCUCACCGACAACCCCGGACCUGCAGCUAGGACUCAGCCUCACCCUCACCAACAACCCCAGCACUCACCCAACAUUCAGGCACUCAGUGACACAGACCCCCAGUGUAGCAUACUGGACAACCGGCCAUGCCCACGCCAGUCCCAGCCUUUCUCUUUAACACAGCCCCCAAGUGUCCAUCUCAACAUCAACCAUAACACCUCUUCCAAGUUCCUCCCUUUCCUCCAUCGUAAUCACAAAGAAGGUGUUCUUACCUCCCCCUCACCAUUUAGUGGCCCCGGGCCUCAAUGGAAUUCUCAAAACAUGGAUGCUAGCACAACACUUAGGAACGCCGUCCUCAUCAACCCUAACUCUCACCUAAGCCCUCACCCUUUCUCCCAAGACGUUUCGGUGGAGCCGGUCUGGACUCCGCAGGCUGAUGGAUCUGCACCGAACCCAGUUUGGGGCUCUCACUGCAGGCAGGGCUUCCCAGGGAUUAGCCCUCUCUCCCAGGAACCACCAAACCUUAGGAACCAGAAGAAUACUCCAUGGCAGCCUGAAAACCACAUGCUGUAUGAGGAUGGCGAUAGUCACAGGUCUACCUACGCUGCCCAGAUAAAGAACAACCCCGGCUCCUACACACUGCUGCCACCUAUAGGUGAAACAACUUUGGGAGACCCUACAUUGUUCAGUGACAGAGGUGCGCAAAGAUUCACCUGUAUGAAGAGAAGCAUCUCUGAUGGCUACCUGGCACAGAUGCUGACAGAGAAACAACUGAAGCAAACAGUCACCUACAAGGCCUACACCCUGAAGGACUACAAGCAGCUGAUGCAGGACAUGAAGUUGGGUGGCCUUGGACCUGAUUACGCCACCGCAGAAAUGACAGGAGAGAAAAUAAGACGACAGAAGCUGUAUUCAAAUGUGAUCCGUGAGCAGAACAAGAAGAUAAAUAGGAUUCCCUCUCUGCCGGCCGCCAGGAACCCAGUGGGUAGCAACAACAAGGACAACAUGGUUCCCAGGAGGAAGGCCCUGGAGUACGCCAGGAACAUCCUGAGGCCCAAAGUGGCGCCCCAACUUAAACAGCCUAAACCCAGAGAAACAGAGAAGACCCAGGAGGGUGAUAAGAGCCACAUCUGCCUCCUGGAGGGCUUUACCCCAUCCCAGCUGGCCACACUGGAGUCUCUGAGGAAACGUCACGAGCAGGAGAAGGAGAUUGUGGCACGCUUUAAGAUGGUGCAUACCACCUGACCCUGUAUCAGCACAGUCACUUCACAACAUAUUGGGCUCAUACAACAACAGUUUUCCCCUUACAAGUGACAUUACCAUUAAACUUUUGGGGAAAGGACUUACUAUAUAAACAAGAUUGAGGAACAAUUUGGUGCAGCAAUUAAUCAUUCAUGGCAUUAUACAUCAUAGGCUGUUUACAUGUGAUGGAUGACAGGCAUUUAAUAUGAAUGUGUUUUUACAACAAAUUAUGCUGAUAAACAUGUGCCUUUGUUAAUAUGAUUUUAUGCCCACACCCAUUAGUAAUGGUACUUUCUACAAACAUGUUGCUGUAUUCCCAAACAAAAUAGAUUUUUGAGCAUGGAGUUUAAAGUUAGUGAUUAUUAACACAUAACAAACCAUACAUUGCUAAGAAAUAACUGAACAUCUCUGCCAUGUGAGAACCCACGAGGCUGAAGCCUGAGAAACAUUUGAGGUAUCUGCAAUCUGAACUUAAAACGGGGUUCAAAGCCUUUGACAGUUUCCUGUCAAACAGGGGCACACAGGAAACAUCAGGUCAUUUUUCCUGUCAUGUGUCCAAGGCAUGGCUGGCAACAUUAUCGUCUGACCAAAGAUAUUUAGAAAGUUAACUGACAAGUGUAGCUGAUAUCUGUGGAAAUGUUGAAAAACUUGGUAUCUUGCAUAGACCUGAGAAAUGCAUGUCACAAAAAACA
Molecule: messenger RNA, 3391 nt
Organism: Esox lucius (northern pike)
Lineage: Eukaryota; Metazoa; Chordata; Actinopteri; Esociformes; Esocidae
Gene: jhy
Product: junctional cadherin complex regulator
Exons: 8
Coding region: 75-2702 (875 amino acids)
Biological process (GO): axoneme assembly
Source: RefSeq, a predicted model, not a curated record